Molecule: messenger RNA, 2999 nt
Organism: Megalobrama amblycephala (Wuchang bream)
Lineage: Eukaryota; Metazoa; Chordata; Actinopteri; Cypriniformes; Xenocyprididae
Exons: 1
Coding region: 1800-2897 (365 amino acids)
Source: RefSeq, a predicted model, not a curated record
ACAACUAUUCACACCAUGUCACCAGAGUGUUCCUCUUUGUGAGUGCUUAUAUAGAGUAAAACUUGCUUGUAAGCAAGCCAACAUGAUGAUAUCGGCCUGUGUGAUUCAUUGGGCGGCAUGUCACUAGCUAUUUCCUACAUGACACAAAGUUGACGUAAAGGGAGAAAGGGGGAUGCGACCUUUGAAUGCUGAACCAUCCUUUGAGCAGCAUUCAUAUUUUAGGAUUUAUUAUAGACAUUUGUGCACUCAAGCAUAAUAGUUCAAUCUAUCUCUUUAAAAGCUUGGUCCCUGAUCCACCCUGAGAAAUCUUUAUAAAAUUAUUAUUAAAUCCGAUCUUGUAAUUAAAAAUGACUGGAAAGGUCAAAGAGUGUGUGAGCCCUCUAGAAGGGCAAUGUGCUAAGCUGGAUUAGCAGGUUGGCUGCAGUCUGUGUCUGUUGCGAAUGGAAAUCAAACAUUAAAAACAAAUCACUCUAGGUUCUCAUGCUGGGGUAACUCUCAAGUUUCUGUGAUCAGGGGUGCGUUUCCCAAAGCGAACUAUGGUCGCAAGUUCCGUCAUUACCAAUAGAGUUCAAUGGGACUUACGACCAUAGUUGGCUAACGAUGCUUUCGGGAAACUCACCCCUGGUCUCUAUAUUUGGCUCAGGUCACUCCUUCAAUGCAAGUCUGUCAGAUUUUCUUCUUUGUUAUCUGCUAGGUAAACAUUGUAAGUCCGAUUGGUGAAAAGUAAAAACCUGUCCUCAAACCGCACAAUUUAAGAUGUCAUUCAUGUCUGUAGCAUGACACAAGUUACGCACCAAAGUUUAAUACUUAGGGUCUUCUUUUCGGAUCAUCAAAAAUAAGUAAUAAACUGUUUAGGGUGCAAAUCUUUAGGCACCUCACGAUCAGAUCCUGAUUCUGGGAGUUGAGUUCCGAUUCCAAAACAAUUCUUGAUCUACAUUUUUUUCUUAAAGGUGCAGUGUGUGCAUUUUAGUGGCAUCUAGCAGUGAUUUUGCGAGUUGCAACCAACAGCUCAGUCCACCGCUCACCCUUCCCUUUCAAAGCACAUAGAGAAGCUAUGGUGGCUGACACAAGACAAACAUGUCGCCGUCUGAGACAGAAGAGAGUAUCCAGUCAAGCAAUGAGCAGUUUGUCCGUUUAGGGCUAUACACCACUGAAAACAUAGUUAUGUAUAUUAUAUUGCAUUUCUGUCAAUAGAUCCUCCUAAAUAUUACACACUGGACCUUUAAUAAUUCGUUUACCGACUUUAAAUCUUAAUUUUAUUUCUUAUGUGUCAUUUUGCUUCAUAUAUUUUUGAGAUGCAAGUGUAUUUAACUGCUUAUGCUGCAUUCCAAAUGGCAUAAAUGAUGCCUUUGUGAGCAUUUGGAAGGGAAAAUAUUGAAAUAACCGCACAUUGUAAGCGUAACAUUAAGCAAAGCAAUUCAGAAUCGUUGAAGAGAGAAUUGCUUUUUUCUCCCACCCCUACUAACAUGUUUCAGCAUGACCUAUAGCAUCCCCAAUGCACAGCAUGAGCAUCAGUGGCCCAAAUACACCUCUUCUCAUCAGAUUCCCGCUGAGCUGAGUGGAUUAAUCUGUGUGUGUGUGUGUUAGCAGACGUUGUGCACAUCACCCAAAGGAUUUCCUGUGUGUGUUUGUGGAUUAGAGGGUUUAAAUCUGUGUGUGGGCAGAGCACAGUUAGUUCAGUGCAGAGCAAGACGGACAGAAAGGCAGAUGGAUGGAACGAUAGCAUGUGUGCGAUGCCAUGUUUUUGAAGUGUGUUUGUUUGUCAGUGGUAUCAGAGUUUUAGCGUUCGUCUGGUGAACAUGCGUGACCCAUGUCGUGUAUGCGGCGUAUGCGUGCAGGGCGGUCAGUGUCGUUGGUUGUUCAGUGCAUGUGGCCGUCUGAGGCUGGCGGUGGUCCUCUCCCAUGUGUUGGGUGUGGAGUUGCAACGGGACGGUUUCAGCGAGUUCCUCUGCGGAAAAUGUGUGUUCUUGCUCGAGCGCGUCGUGCGAUGCGAUGUCGCCAUUGAACAGCUGCAGGAAACACACGCUGCUCAGCUGCAGCAGCUGCAGAAGGAGAGAGAUGGACUGAAAACGCAAAUCACCAACAAAUAUAGACAACAUAACCCAACCAAACUAAGUGGAAACACAUCGCAGAGACCUCUCAAACAGGAAGUUCAGACUGGAGCAAGUUUACGCAGUCCAAAACGGCUGCAAUCCGUCCAGCGACCUCAACUGAUUCAACCAAAGCAGCGGCAAGCACGGACUGACGACGUACAGGAUACUUCAGGAAGAAGUCAAAGGCUUGUUUCUGUGGGUAAUGACCGACAGGAGAAGUUCAAAGGGCGAUUGAGGAGGUGUGUGAGCCUUGAGCCUCUUAGUAGAAUAGGAACAGAUCGCUCGCACCGUUCAAAAUUAAAUUUAUGUUCACGUCAGAGCAGCGACGCACGUUCUAGAACAACUGGUGGGCCGGUAGCCCGACCUCGCUCUCUUAGUCGAGACUACCUGGACGUCGUGCACAAGAAGAGCGCUCUGAUAUCACGAUCAACUUCCCUCCAAUCAGUGGCUCUGGAGCAGUACGACCAUGCCCUGAUCAGUGCAUCACCCUUCAAACAGACACGCCCACUGAAAAACUCAACACCCAGAACCAUAGAAACGACCACAGUGGUGUUUGAUAUACUUCAGCUCUUGAAGAGUGUGCAACGAGUGCAGCCCAUCCCACGCUGCAAUGGCAGCAAGAUUCCAGUACUGUACACACGUGGAAAUGCCCACAGGGGUGUGUCUUGGAAGUCGAGGGUAGAGAGAAGUCUGAGAGAGAUGGAGGAGGAAUUUAAUGAUGAUUACACACCUCUCAAACAGGAGGUACACUGCUCAUACAGUGGCUGUGAGAUUUUGAUGACCCUCUGCUUACUCAAACAGUAGAGUACGACAAAAACGUAUGCCUAGAACAUUAAGGGCAAUGAAUUCUAUUAUGCUUAACAGCCUCUUUUUUUAUUUGUGUCAAAUUCAAUAUGUGCUUUUGUG